AUGCUUAAAGUACUAGGUACCGCCUUUUAUCUGUUUCUCUUCCCUCUCCACUUAUGUAACGGAAGGAGAACAUUGGACAUAGAAUCCGAAAGGGGGAGGGGGGACGUAAUUCUGGAAAAUUCACAUUUAAGGGGAGGUUUCCUCAUUGAUAAUUUAUACGUGGAUGGGUGGAGUCCCAUUGGGGGCAUCGACAUGGGAGAAAAAACAGAUUCACCAUCUGACAUCGACGCGAUUGUAGACGCCCUCAUGGGCAAUGGUGCAAUGAAAAGGCAAAACUGGGAUGAAAUUACCGAUUGGGACUCACUUCAAAGUUUUGGAGACAUAAAAAAGGAGAAACCCAUUCAUAGAGCAACACAACAGGAGAGUACACCCCUUCCUGAUAAGAUCGGCCAUUUUAAUUACGACAAAAAAGAAGCACGAAAUUUAGAAAAACAAAAAGAAAAAAGAAGAAAAAGGAAUUCUCUACUUAGGUGUGAAGUUGACUCAGGAAGUGCUUGGCGUGGGAACCACUUUUGCGGAUAUGUGUAUGGUAGCUAUUUGGUUCAUACUGAUGGUCCAUAUGCUGGAAAGAACAAUCAGAGCGGAGGUGAGAGAGUACCAACCAUUCGUGCUACCAUCCCUGUAUGUAUGUGUCAGCCUAGAGUUCUUCAUCAAGGAAGAAAUUGUCCCCUAAAAUAUGGUCCCAACAGAAGUAAGUACCUGAACAGUGCAAAUAAGCGUACCUCCCACUGGAAUGAGGAAGAGUCAAGUGAAAAACGGGAAGAGCAGGAAGAGAGAGACGAGCCUUUGCAAAAUGAAGAUGAUAAUUACAAUGAUGACAAUGAUGACAAUGAUGACAAUGAUGAUGAGAGACUGAUAGAGAAAGGAAAUUUGAAUGUGUACGCUAUAGAGGACGAGGUGGACGAGGAGAACAACGAAAAGGGAAAAGAGAAAAAGAGGACUAACAAUCGGAGCAUUAACUCUAAUUGGAAAUCAGCCGAAAAUAAACGCAGGCAGGAAGGAAGUUUACGGCAAAAGAACAAAUUUUCCAGAGAUAGUCUAACAUCCAGAUUCAAUAUAAGAUGUUACAGGAAUAUUCUAAAAAUUAAAAAAAAGACGACGAGAAUAUUAAAAAAUAUGCUCCAUGCAUUUAUGUACGACCCUGAUUAUAAGGGCAUCCUCGUGUUCUUGACGACGGACGCGGCGGAUCUGAUAAUGAAUCAAUAG
Messenger RNA from Plasmodium knowlesi strain H, 1206 nucleotides. RefSeq names its product conserved Plasmodium protein, unknown function. The transcript has a single exon. The coding region runs from base 1 to 1206 and encodes 401 amino acids. NCBI's taxonomy places the organism in Eukaryota, Apicomplexa, Aconoidasida, Haemosporida, Plasmodiidae. The record is from RefSeq and is a predicted model, not a curated record.